AAUGCUUAAGUGAAAAUGUUCAGUGGAAGGGCAGGAAAAGCAUCUGGUAGAGAUAAAGCUGUUGCUCCCCAGCAGCCCCUCAGAGAGCCUCUUCUGCAGUUGGUGUCCCUGCAGAAGGCGUCUGGUAGUUGGAUGCUGGAGGCUCCUCUGGCCUCUGCACUGGGAAAGACCAGUGACGAGGUGGAGAAGUUAAAGCCUGCAUCGGUUAACAAGGAGGUGUGGGCCACCAUUCUGGCUCUGAUCUGGCUUCAUGGUUUCAAGAUGGAUGUAAAGGAGGAGUGGGAGCUUCUGGCCAUGAAGGCUGCAUCAUGGCUCCGUGCUCAGAAUGGACCAUGUGUGACAGAGUGUGUGGAAGCAGGAAAUGCACUGCUGGGCUGCAGCGUGCAGAAAGACGCUCUGGGGCUCUGAAGUUCACAUUAACGAGGCUUCAUUUUCAGGAUUCUUACACAGAAGCAGAUUUACUAAAUCAAACAGCUUUCAGAAUGUAUAUUACUCUUUGCAGCAUCUGUCUUUAUAAUGUGCCUUACUAUAACUGCACGGUAUGCUUCAGCCACCAGAGUUCUUAAAGAAAGGUUUUGUUUUUGCCUUUUUAAUGUUUCUUUGUAUCUGGAUGUUUUACUAAAAGACAGAUGCAUGAAUCGUGCAUAUAAAUGAAAAAAUGAGUGAGAAUUUGUUUAUUAUUGUUUUAUUAAUGUCAGCUUAAGGUUACGGUGACAUUGUUGUUUACCAAAUUGUAUUAAAAUGAAUAUAACUCCACAUCUAUUUUGCACAUUUAACCCUACACCUGAGUUUAGUUACCAGGAUGUUUUACUUUGAGGAUGACUCUAGUUUUUAUCCACAAUUAAAACUUUAAGAAGACGUGUUUAGAGUCGCAUAGAGUAACAAAGAGCCAGUGUUCACUAACUAAAUAGAUUCAGGUUACUUCUCUCUAUACUUGUGAAAGGCAGCCAUUGCACUGACUGCACAUGAAGGACAAUAAGGAAUGUCAGUAAUAUUUGUUCUAAACUCAUAUUUUAUUGAAUCCUCCUCUCUGGAAAAUAAAUAUUCAUAUUCAGAUCCAUGUUGAAAAGUCAUGGAUGGAUACAGUAGCAACAUAAUUGUGUUAAGUGAUCACAUAUUCACUACAAAUGUCCAUUUUGUUUGGGAAUUUAACAUAAAUUAAUAACUAAAGAUAAGUUUAAAGUAUUUGUUUGUUUUGCUUUUGUUUGUUUUUUUUUUAUUUCUCACUAAAAUGCCAUGUUCAAAGUUGUCUAUAAUAUUCUCCAGUAAUGAAAAACAAUCCCUUCUGCUUUUUGUACGUCUUUACCUGAAUUUUAAACCCCUUUGGCAACUGUAUCCUUGUCUUUGAGGUUGGAAAGUGUUCAUGUGAUGUGAAUAAACAAAUAAUAGAAUCC
Molecule: messenger RNA, 1394 nt
Organism: Melanotaenia boesemani (Boeseman's rainbowfish)
Lineage: Eukaryota; Metazoa; Chordata; Actinopteri; Atheriniformes; Melanotaeniidae
Product: von Willebrand factor A domain-containing protein 5A-like
Exons: 5
Coding region: 16-408 (130 amino acids)
Source: RefSeq, a predicted model, not a curated record